Prunus armeniaca (apricot) is the source of this 420-nucleotide messenger RNA. NCBI's taxonomy places the organism in Eukaryota, Viridiplantae, Streptophyta, Magnoliopsida, Rosales, Rosaceae. The record is from the annotation of a GenBank genome assembly.
AUGACGAAGGUAAGCAUCAAUGGGUUGAGAGUCUUUUUGCAUGUCCAUGAGUUGAAAACGAAUAGUAGACUCACUGGCCAUACUGGAUUGAUAGAAGUGGAGUUGGAGACACUCCUAGAGAUCCCGGGCAGAGGUGUAGCUGACGGUGAGAUAGAGAAUGGACUCAAAGAGUAUACUGGUGAUGUAGCUAACAAUGAGUUGGUCUUGUUGAUACCACUGAGCAUGGGUGGGAUUGGUUUGGGUAAGAGUGGCAGUGGUGGUUGUGGGGAAGGAGAUGGUGGAUUCAUACGAAGCCAUAAGGUUGACCUAAAGGAGAGGAUUGGAUCGAAUAUGGGAGAGGGAGGAAACCCUAGAUUACACAAAGGGUUUGAGUUGUUUAUGAGUGCCAUUGAUAAAUUUCCAGAGGUCAUGACCGACUAA